AUGCCAAACGCGAUAGACAAUGCCUUCCGGCUUUCGUUGACGUACCCGAACCCCUCUCUAUGCCAAAACAAUAACACAAUAGAGGAUGGAAGACGAAGCGAUGAGCACCCCUUGACAAAGCCAGAAGAAACCGUCGUCGCAAAGAACACCACUGGUCGGCUUAGCCAGGGCGUCCUGGUUACAUGUCUCCUUUCAGGCCUUUUGUUCUCUAGUCUGGAUACUUCGAUUGCUGCUACUUCAUUAGUCGCCAUCUCGCGUGAACUACAAGAUUUCGGAAAUGCACCAUGGAUCGUGCUGGCGUAUCUCUUGACUUAUAUGGGGUUUGCUAUUGUAAUUUCCAAGUUGAGCGACAUAUACGGCCGGAGAAAUAUGCUCGUGCUGUCAAUAAUAUGCCGCGGAUUUCAAGGCAUUGGCGCCUCCGGGCUUUACAGCCUGACACAGAUCGGCUUGGUCGAGGUUGGCCCGUCGCAUAGGCCGAGUUUGAUUGGAGCCAUGAUUGGAGCUACUUUGACUAUCGCGUUUGUAUUAGGACCAAUAAUCGGUGGCGUCAUAGUUCAAUUUUCAGACUGGCGGUGGCUCUUCAAUAUGAAUAUCCCCUUCGGAUUGAUUGCGAUGCUCGCCAUUACAAAUUUCUGGCCACCUGAAAGCGCUGCUAGUAUGUUGUCUUGGAAAGCUUUUACAAAAAUUGAUUUCAUUGGCAGCAUCACACUGCUAUGCAGCUCCGGCCUCCUGGUAUUUGCAAUUCAGCAAGCUGGAUCGCAAACUUAUGCCUGGAAUAGCCCAGAGAUUAUCAUCGCAAUUACAAUCUCGGUGUUAUGUUGGCUGUUAUUCAUUGCGUGGCAGAUUCUAUUGGAAUCUAAGACGUUCAGUGAAAUUGAACCAAUAUUCCCCAUUAGACUGAUGCAGAGGCGAGUAUAUGCCGCCGGGUUGCUCGUUACUGUGCUGACCGGAUUUCCAUAUAUAUCCUUGGCAAUCACUAUCCCAGAGAAACUUCAAAUCGUUGAUCGGCAAUCAGUCCUGAUGGCUAGCGUUCACCUCCUACCCAUGCUUGGGGCAUGUGCAACAGGUUCUUUCCUGGGCGGCGCUAUCUCGAGCAAGAAAAAUAAUACUGCCUAUACUAUUGUUGCAGCGGCGUGCCUUCAGCUUUUUGGUGUGACGCUCAUGUCAAUUAUUCCGUCCACAAUUCGAGCCACGCAGUACGUCUUUCAAAUUGCAUUUGGACUGGGUGUUGGCCUUUGCUUUUCAGCAGCAACUAUCAUGACGAACUUGAUAGCCCCCGAGCAGAGAAUUAGAGCAGCUGCCCAGGGAGCUGUGGCCCAAGCUAGGGUGCUUGGCGGCUGCGUUGGAAUAUCGGUUUGUACCGUGGUAUUCAACGCUCAUGUGAAUGGAUCAUUGCGGUCACAGCUUUCACCGGAACAGCUGGCACAAAUUCACAGGUCGCCAAUUUCAGGCCUACAAUUUCCUACGGACAAGCAAGAAUAUGUGAGGUCCGCUUAUUCUGGUGCAUUUACAGAAGAGACAAGAGUUAUGAUCGUCAAUUGCGCAGUCAUGGUAGCAGCCUCACUCUUCACCCUCGAGAGACAUCCGCCAUCACUGGAAAUUUUGACAUCGUUGCCAAAAAAGCAACAAUCGUCCAACAGAAACGGCGAUUCGACAACAGAGCUUGAUAAAAUUACGAGAAUGCGGCAGACUGCUUAA
Messenger RNA from Beauveria bassiana ARSEF 2860, 1698 nucleotides. Its product is annotated as major facilitator superfamily transporter. Gene Ontology annotation, cellular component: membrane. NCBI's taxonomy places the organism in Eukaryota, Fungi, Ascomycota, Sordariomycetes, Hypocreales, Cordycipitaceae. Gene Ontology annotation, molecular function: transmembrane transporter activity. The record is from RefSeq and is a predicted model, not a curated record. The coding region runs from base 1 to 1698 and encodes 565 amino acids. The transcript is spliced from 6 exons. Gene Ontology annotation, biological process: transmembrane transport.